Messenger RNA from Hydatigera taeniaeformis, 2610 nucleotides. The record is from the annotation of a GenBank genome assembly. NCBI's taxonomy places the organism in Eukaryota, Metazoa, Platyhelminthes, Cestoda, Cyclophyllidea, Taeniidae.
AUGGCUUGUCCAAAUGUUGUUCCGGACGUCGUGGUUCCCGUGCCUCCAUUCCAUUAUCUUCAUGUUCUUGAUCGAAACACCAACAUAACAAGACUUGUUACAGGACCUUUGACAUUUAUUCGCAAAGAUCAUGAGAGUAUUGUGCAGAUGCCAGAAAAAAUGAUAACGGUCACUGCUAAAGAGUAUUGCAUUAUCCUUAACCCUGUAAAGAGGAGUUCUGAUGGCAGCAUUAUUACAGAAAAUGGUCAGGUCCUCCUAGAUUUCGGUGAGGAAGAGUAUCGAUUCGCACAGCCGCCUUUCCCUUUAUAUCCCGGGGAAAAACUCCAAGGAGAUGUCAGUCCUUUGAACAUACUGCCUCCGAACGAGGCCUUGCUCUUGCGUGCAACUGUUGCUUUUACCGACAAUGAUGGAAGUGAACGGAUUCCUGGUGAACAGUGGCUCUUUGAAGGACCGGGUGUGUAUAAACCCCGCAAAGAGGUUACUGUUCUAUCUCAACGAUCGGCUGAAAUGAUAUUGCCCAAUUCCGCUCUGUUAAUUGAAGCUCUGAUGAAUUUUACUGAUAGAAAUGGAAGAAAACGAGUUUGUGGAGAGAGGUGGCUAGUUAAGGAACCAGGCUCUUAUAUGGUUGGGGCUUAUGAAAAGUGUGUGGAAACUUAUCAUGCAUACAAUUUGGAUGAAAAGCAUGCCCUCCACGUCCGUGCCUUGAAGUCACACAUUGAUGAUUUUGGCCGCAAACGACGUCAUGGCGAGGAGUGGCUAAUUACAUACCUUGACACCGAGAGUCACAUUCCGAGCGUUAACGAGGAGGUCGUUUGUGUUGCUGAACCCAUUGUUUUAACCUCCCAAAAUUACUGCAUCAUUUGCGACCCUGUAGACGAAAAGGGUGUGCCGAAUGUUGGGAAAAAAAUGCUUGUACGAGGCGAGAAAACUUUUUUCCUUUUACCGGGUGAGCGCCUCCUCCAGGGCAUUCAGAGCGUCUAUAUUUUGGGCGAAGAGGAUGGAUUGAUUAUUAGGGCUCUGGAAUCCUUCAUGGAUGGCGACGAGCAUCGCGCAGCGGGUGAAGAAUGGAUGUUGGUUGGUCCAUUGGAAUACGUUCCGCCGAUUGAAGUGGAGGUCGUGAGUACACGUAAGGCCAUCCCUCUUGGUGACAACGAAGGUAUCUACGUUCGCGACCGCAUCAGUGGAAAGGUACGGUCUGUAGUUGGUUCGACAUAUAUGCUUACACACAACGAGGAGCUUUGGGAAAAGACUCUACCGCCAGCUGUGGAAGAAUUAUUGCGAUCGACGAAAGACCCCUUGGCUGAUAGAUCCGUCGCAUCGGGUCGUGCAAGACCGGUGAGAGGAGGAGAUGCGGAAGAAUCGCGUUCGUCCAAGUUUGACCCCACACGAGUUGUGAACUAUAGAGUGCCGCACAAUGCAGUUGCGCAGAUUUAUGAUUACAAGCGCAAACGGGCUAGAUUUGCCUUUGGUCCAGAACUUGUGAUGUUGGAUCCAGACGAGGAGUUCACUGUGCUGAGCCUUAGUGGUGGCAAACCAAAACGCCCCAAUAUGAUCCGCUCCAUUUGUCUCCUCCUUGGACCCGACUUCUGUUCUGAUGUGCUAAUCGUAGAGACUGCAGAUCACGCUCGCCUCUCCAUCCAACUCUCCUACAACUGGCAUUUCGAAAUCUCGCCAGAAAGAACUGCCGAUGAAGCAGCGAAACUAUUCUCCUUGCCGGACUUUAUAGGCGACUUCUGCAAAGCUAUUGCAGCUCGCGUCAGAGGCAGUGUUGCUUCAGUUAACUUUGACAUAUUUCACAAGAACUCGGCAAACAUUAUUCGUGAGGCUGUGUUUGGGAAGAACGCUUCUGGUGAGAUGUGUGAAAAAUACGUUUUCUCACAAAACAAUCUCGUGGUUACAAGUGUCGACAUUCAAUCGGUUGAGCCUGUUGACCAGCGCACUCGUGAUGCUCUGAUGAAGUCGGUUCAGCUGGCCAUUGAGAUAACAAGCAAUUCUCAAGAGGCCGCUGCUCGCCAUGAGGCGGAACGUUUGGAGCAGGAGGCUCGCGGUAAAUUGGAGCGGCAGAGAAUAGAAGAUGAGGCCUCAGCUGAAGAAGCAAGAAAGAGUCUUUUGGAGUUGCAAGUGCAAUUGGCAACUCUUGAAAGCACUGGACAGGCAAAAUCUGAGGCUCAGAGCAAAGCAGAGGCGAUGCGCAUCGCCAGUCAAGCUGAAGUUGAGAAGGCGCGUCUAGAGGCGGAAGCAGAUAGCAUCAAAACGGAUGCCGAGAUAAAACGCUUAAGAUUAGCCCGAGAGUUAGAGCUUGAGUUCGUGCAAAAGAAGAACGAUCUCGCGCUGGAGCGUAGACGCCGGGAGCUUGAAAUGGAGACGGAGUUCUACCUACAAAGGGUUCAGGCAAUCGGUUCCGAGAAUCUGAGGCACAUUGCUUGCGCAGGCGUAGAGCGUGAUGUGCGAAUGUUGAAAGCCUUGAAUUUAAAGAGCACCCUUAUUACCGAUGGAAAAACACCCAUAAACCUACUCGAUGCUACUGCUGGCUUGAUUGGCCAGACCUCGGGCAUUGUCCACAAUCCUGCUCUCUCGGGCUCAUCUGAGGAGGCGCCUCAUGCGGAGUGA